Metopolophium dirhodum (rose-grain aphid) is the source of this 2146-nucleotide messenger RNA. RefSeq lists its product as uncharacterized. Gene Ontology annotation, biological process: sensory perception of smell; detection of chemical stimulus involved in sensory perception of smell. The record is from RefSeq and is a predicted model, not a curated record. Gene Ontology annotation, molecular function: olfactory receptor activity; odorant binding. NCBI's taxonomy places the organism in Eukaryota, Metazoa, Arthropoda, Insecta, Hemiptera, Aphididae. Gene Ontology annotation, cellular component: plasma membrane. The coding region runs from base 1 to 1302 and encodes 433 amino acids. The transcript is spliced from 6 exons.
AUGACGACGCCGAGGGUGACAGCGUUUACUGCACUGGCAUCAUCAGGAGACUUAACCAUUGUAGACAAUAAGCUGUUUAAAGCUAUAUGCUUACAUCAAAUACUGGAUCCCACCAACGGCGGUAACCGAUUUUGCAGGUUGAUGUUAAUGGCGUUCAUGUUUGUGUCGCUCGGCGUGCAGAUCAUUCAGUUGGUCGGCCUUUACUUCGCGGUCAACGACCUGCAGCGGUUCGCGUUCACUACCACGACGCUGUCACAUGCCUUUCUGUGCAUGGCCAAGGAUUAUGUGUUGUUGACGCACGCGGACAGGCUGCGCGACAGCCUGGAAGUGGCCAGGUAUGAGUUCACGCCGUGCGGCGCCCGGGACCAGCGCAUGGUGCGCCGGUCGCGGGCCGUGUUGUCCACGGUUCUCCGCACGUUCACCGUGCUCAGCUGGGUCACGUGUUUCAUCUGGGUGUUGACGCCGCUGUUCACGAUGGACGAAUACCUUCAGGUGACGAAUACCGAUGACACCGUCUCCCGUUACCGGGUUACCAUCUUCAACAUGUGGUUGCCGGUGUCGGUAGCCGUGUACAAUGCGACGCCCAUUUGGUCACUCAUCUACAUGGUCGAGGUGAUGGCAUGUGUAUUUACAUCAUUUAGUUGGUUGCUGUUCGACAGUUACGUGGUGACUAUGUGUGUCACGUUCAACGCCCAGUUACGCACCGUGUCGACUAGUUGUGCGACAAUUGGCCACCGUGACUGCUUCGCAUCGUUGUCACCGCACGCCACGAGUACUCAUAACAUAAAAAUUGAUGAUAAUAAUUUAUCUAAUUGUUAUGAUGAACUGAUCAACCACAUAAAAGAUAAUCAAAAUAUAAUAAAGAAGUAUGAUGAUUUUUUUAAAAUUAUUCAACUUGUCGUCUUAUUCCAAAUAAUCGCUGGUUCGUAUUCUGUAAUAACAUUAAUAUUUCUCACUGCGCUGGCGUAUCUUAUAGGUUGGUCAAUUAUAUCCGGACCCGUUUUAAAAGUAUUUUUUGGUUUUUUGUCACUUACUUUUGAACUCUUCUUGUAUUGCUAUGUAUUCAAUCACAUAGAAACUGAGAAAUGUAAGAUGAAUUUUGGAUUGUACAGUAGUAAUUGGACUGUAAUGGAUUUAAAAUUUAAGAAGACAUUGUUUAUUGCUAUGAACAUGAAUUCAGCUCACAGGCGAGUGAUGAAAGUGACACCAACGUCCAUCGUAAAUCUCGAAAUGUUCUCCAAUGUGAUGAACAUGGCAUACUCGAUAGUAUCUAUACUAUUAAAUUCAAGAGUCCAGAAAUGAAGUGUACUAACUUCUAAUUUAUGAAUUCAACUAAUGACAGCGAGUAAAAUAUUAGAUAAUAUUAGUUAAAUCACACUGUAUGUUUAUAAAAUACAAACAUUAAAUUACUUAUAUACAUAGUGUUGAAGUACACAGAUAUACAGAAGUUAAAGGUAAAUAAUAAUAAGAUCGGAUAUAUAUAAUAUAAUAAUAAGUACGGACCCUCCAGUCAAGCUUACACGACAUGAAGAGACCAUGGUCACCAGAGUACGUACUAGAAUCACACACUCCUAUCUUAUGCGUAAGGAGCUCAAACCCAGGUGUGAAACAUGCAACUGUGAACUCACUGUAAAUCACAUACUCCUAGAAUGCCCCAUUUACCACAACGCCAGAACAAAAACAAACAUAAACACCACUCAAAGACGCACUCGGACCAGGACAAGAAAAAACCAUAACAAAUUUCAUCAAGAUGGCCGACCUCACAACGAACAUAUAAGACAAUGGAUAAACGAAGCCACAUUAUAAUUAUUAACAUUUAAAUUAUAUUUAUAAAUUAUUAAUGUAAAAAAACCAAAUUUCCUAUAACUAAAUGUUACCACCAGUCAUGUAAACCAGUAGGCUAAUAAACUUUUGUAUUUGGAGCCUUAAAUUAAAUAAAAAAUAAUAAUAAUAAUAAGUAUAAUGAUACAAUGUACAAUAGUGUUACUAGCCGUAAUAAAAUCAACGACUAACUAUGUACGCCCGGCUACACUACACAAGACAUAAAGUAUUAUAAAAAUGUAUAGUCAGCGUCUGCUGAACUACAGUGUGAAUAUAUUACUUAUACACUACAUUAUAUAGGGGGUUUUGUUUAUCAUUCCAACAC